Molecule: messenger RNA, 1042 nt
Organism: Dentiscutata erythropus
Lineage: Eukaryota; Fungi; Glomeromycota; Glomeromycetes; Diversisporales; Gigasporaceae
Source: the annotation of a GenBank genome assembly
AAUCCAAAAGCAAUUGUUGACUAUUUUACAAAGAGGGGUAUAAGCCUCAAGAUAGAAGGAGAGUUUGAUAAAAUGGAUAGGGUUGAAUUUCUUUCUAAACAAUAUUAUAGUUCAGAAGCUAAAAAUACUCACUUUGAUGUACUUGAAGUUUUUAAAAAUUCAAUUAUAUGUGCACUGCCUGGAGCAGACAAAACUACUUUAAAAGAUUUAUAUGCUGAUAAAUUUAUAAACAUAGAUAAUUAUGUAAAUAUAGAAUUAGAAGAAUUAAUUAAAAUAGCUGAUAAAGUUCAGAAAUACAUCCCUGAUUAUAAAUAUAAUGUUGCUUUUCGACACAACAGGGAUAAAUUACUUAUGAAAUUUAGUGAUAUUAAAAAAGAUCUAAAGAAAAACAAGACUUACUUGUUAGAACGAGUAGUUGGUUUAGCCAACAAUUAUGCAUAUUAUCCUGACAUACAUACUAUAAGUAAUGAACUACAAUAUAGUGAAUUACUUAACCAAUUAUUUGAUCUUGAUAUAAGCCCUAUGGAAAAAGCUAUUCAAAAAACAAAGAUCAUACUUAAUGAAGUUGACUUUAAAGCAGACUUUCUACUUCAAAAUUAUCAAAAUUUACUAUAUUGUUUAGAUCUUGAUUUUCCCACUAUAUCAAGGGAUACUUUAUUUUUUGACCCUGAUAUUCAUCUGAUUUGCUCAAAAUUUAUCAUUGAAAGAUGGAUUUACCAAAAUGGUGGUUGCCAAGAUAGUUUGGGAGAAAAUAUGUUACUUGUCAAAGAGAGUCCUUUUGCUUCUAUUAUAAGUUUACAAAAAUUCUUUACAUUAUUUGGAAGUAGCUCACUAGAGUUAUCAUAUUUAAUGUCUAGAGAUCCAAAGGCGAAUAUAAAAUAUCUUACUUAUUUGUUGUAUAAUAAGUUAUUUGGUGAUAUAUUAAAUAUUGCGUGGCCACUUUUGGCAGAUUUUAAUUUAGAUAAUGUAAACACAGGUACAAUUAUUAUACCACUAGAUCAUUCAGAUUCUAUUCAAAAAAUUUUAGAUUGUUUAAAAAGAG